AGCGCUUCCGCCCGGCGCUCGGUGCUGUGGGCGGAAGCAGCGGAGCGGCUGCGGCCCGAGGCGGCGGCUGGGGGGUUCUCUGAGGGCGAGGGCUUCUCGCGGUUGGCAGUGCCAUGUCGGCGCUCCCGAGGAGCUACAACCCGUUCGCGGAGGACGAGGAGGAAGAUGUGGCGCCGGCGGGUCCCGGCGGGGCGGGCGGCGCGGAUCGGCAGCGGUACCUGGAGCAGGAGGUGCUGCGCCGCUCCGCCGCCACUGCUGACAGCACCACCCGCUCCCUGUCGCUUCUCUACGAGUCCGAGCGCAUCGGCGUGGCCGCCUCCGAGGAGCUCGUCCGGCAGGGAGAGGCUCUGAAGCGCACGGAGCAGAUGGUGGAUAAAAUGGACCAGGACUUGAAAACGAGUCAGAGGCAUAUAAACAGCAUCAAGAGUGUUUGGGGGGGCUUGGUAAACUACUUCAAAGCCAAACCUCCAGAGAGCAAGCCAGAGCAGAAUGGAGCCCCUGAAUAUUAUGCUAACAGCAGGUUAAAAGAAGCAAUGAUGUCUAGUAAAGAACAAGAGUCAAAAUACCAGGAAAGCCAUCCAAACUUAAGGAAGCUGGAUAAUUCAGACAAUGAUUUCAACAAAGCAGAUUUAGUUUCUUCAGUGCAAAGGGAUGCCUACCCCAAGAACCAACAACUGCGAGCUUACCACCAGAAAAUUGAUACCAACUUAGAUGAGAUGUCUUCUGGGCUGAGUCGCCUGAAAAGCCUUGCCCUUGGCCUGCAGACUGAAAUAGAAGAGCAGGAUGAUAUGUUGGAUCGGCUCACAAAGAAAGUAGAGACACUGGAUGUCAACAUUAAAAACACUGAUAGGAAAGUCCGACAACUUUAAAGGAUUUUUAGAAUUUCUUUUGUCCAGUGUUGGUUCAUCUUGAAUGCCUCAUCUCAACUGAUUUCUUAAAAAAAUCUUGGGCAGUAUCUGUUUCUCUUUUCUGUUGUGUUACUGGUUUUGUUGUCAUUAAAAUUGUGUAGCCUUAAGUCAGCACAAUACUUUACAUUUCUUCUUGGUCCACAUGGGAGAAGUGCAUGUGGAGGAAAAUCUCUCAGCAUUGGGUGAGGAUGCCCAGCUCAAUUGUGUAACUGCUCAUGGAGGAAUUCACACUCCACAAAGCUGCAGUGUCCUUGGCCUGGGAGCUGUGAUGAGAAAAGGAACUGCAUUUUUGCCUCUGUUUUGGGGAGGGGGCAGGGGGAACAGAAUGUGCUGCUUUGUUCAGAACAAAAGUUGCUAAUUCUGUUUACCUACAGACAUGUUAAAUUCAGAAAAAAUGCUGUUUGCAAGCUGUAAAAAGAUUUUUAAGUGACUGUUCUCCAGCAUUUUUGGGGCUUAAGGAGUGAGGUAUUCUGUGGAAGAUGUAAAAUAUCAAGAGUGUCAUGCAGUAAUGGUAACAUCCUGUGUGUGUUCCUUUUGCCCAAAUGGUGCAUCCACAAAUUGUGGUUUUUAUGUUUAGGUAACUAAAUACUCUUGCCUUUACAGUCUUGUCAGUAAAGAUCUCUAAGGUCUGUAAGAAAUGUUCACUGACAUUGACCCAAAAAGUUUGGGUAACAAAAUCAGGACUUAAAUGUAUGUGCUCUUCAAGGUUCUUUUGCAGAAAUGGUCACAUCUGUUUUUAAUUUUCUGCUUUUUCUCAGCUUAUUCAUUUAGGUGGUUAUUUGAAAAAGCAGCUUCCAUUUUAGAAAUGGAGAGUUGAUCUGAUAGUGCACAAACAGAUUGUAGAAGAUUGUUCUUUAGCAUUUAUUUCAGAUGUGAUUACAGAUGGAGCAGAUGCUGUGCUUUGCUAAGUAAUGUGACUGUUAAGAAACUCCACUAUGGUUCACAUGCAUCUGUGUUGGCUUAGCAGGUAUAAAGAAUUCCUGCAAAUGAAGAAAAGCCCAAAACUGGUUUUGAGUCUUCCAGAUAGAAUUUGGGCCUUUCAUUUUGUUUUGUUCUUUUGUAAGGGUCACUGUAGAAACAAAAUAAUCACAAUUCUGCUCCAGCCUGCAGAUAUGACAGCGAGAGCUUGCUGUCUGUCUUGAAAAACAGGCAAAGUACUCCUGUUUGGAGAGGCCAAGGGACCUGUGUCAGUAUUGGAACAUCACAAGAGACAGUAUGGGGCUAGGAAGAGAUCGUUGCUUCUUUUGAACUAAUGCCACAUUGCCUUAUGAAUUAAAGAACUUUGGUGUUCUGGGCUAUCAAACUUGUCCCCUUCACAGAUGUCACAUUCACACCCCCUUGUUCCUUGUUCAAGGGAUUUGUUACCUUGAGCUCACUUGCCACAAGGUGCAUCCAGUUGUUAAGGAGAGAAGAGAAACUGAGCCUUUCUUGUUUUACUGUGUCUCUAGAAAGUUCACUUUUAGAAAAAUAAAUCACUAAAAAAGCUAUACUUAUUGGACAUAGUAUUAUGGAAAAAUGUUAUUUCUGGCAUACUGGCAGGGUUGAGUUGUAAAUUAGAUUUAAGGUGAACCUCAGUUUCCUUUGUUACUGAUGAGAUUGAUUUCAGUCCCCCCUCCCCCCCAAAAAAAUCUCUUUUGGAGGGACAUAAAACUUCAAGAGCAAUUGAAUCCCUUUAAUUGCUUGUUAAUUUUUCAGUUUGUAUCAUUUAUGCACAUUAAGAAUUAUAAAUAGCCUAUUAAUAUUAAUACAUAAUUUUACUAUUUGGGUUUAUACCAUGAUUAAUUAUCUUACUCUGUUAGAAUAUUUAUUAAUUAUAUUAUUUGAUGUCUCAAGAUAAAUUUGAUACAUUUAUUUAGCAAAUUAUACAGUUGUUAGUAUUCAUAUGUUAAGUUCCUCAGUGAAGGGAGAUCAAAAAUUUUGAUUAUACCUGGUUUAGUGUCUUACUUGUUUUAAUAAAACUCCUUUUAGUGUGAAAUCUGCCUUCACCUGUAAGCAACUAUGUCACAACUCAGUGUUUGCUAAAGUAACGCUGAUAACAAGGAUGGACACUGACUUGACUAAGUUAUGGCAAAUGGAGUAAAAAUGUCACUGGAAGAUCUGUAUUGUGUAGUGGAAAUCUGGAGCUUGAAUCCAAGCAAAAAUCUUUGAUUUAAGGGUGAAGUGUGCUGCCUUUCUGUUGUAAGCUAUUCCAUGUUUAGUCUAAAUUAUUUCAAGAAAAUUAACUCGAGUUUUUGAGCAAAUGUUUAGUUGUAUUGGCCUUUGAGAACACCCUGAUCCAAGCAGAAUAGAAACCCAGGAUCUCAGCCAUGUGGAAUCUUUACACAAGUCUAUCUCCUCAUGUCUUCUAACAAUCCCAUUCACUGCCUCAGUAAUGUAUGUCUGCCAUUCCUUGGUUUUCUUGCUCUAUUUAUGAUUUUUGUUUGGUUUUAAUGGCCUUGUUUUAAAGGAUCAUUUCCCAUGCUGGGUUUCUUUUGCAGGGGGAAAAAGAUGGUGCGUGGAUAUAAAAGAAUUUCUGCUGUAAACUGAAUUGCUUUUCUCUGCUUUCAUAUUAAUUUUUGCUGAUAACAAACUUAAGUCUAACUGACAUGAGGAGACACCUCUACUUUAUAAUAGUGAUGGUUUUUUAUCUCUUGGAAUAACUUUCCAUCCUACAGGAAAAGGAAGUUUAAAGGAAAACAGCCACAUGAUUUUUGCUUUUCCGGGAAAUGCCAUUUUGCAUGUAUGACAAAGGAUUUACUUCAGUAGCUUUUCUUACUAUUUCCUGAAAUGGAGUUUUAUUUCUCCUUGGCUGCUGUUGAAAAACUUAGUCUGUGUAGAGUCCAGGACUUUCAGAAGAAGUUUAAUUUGCACUCUUGCUAAUUUUCUAUAAAAUUAAUGAUUUUGCCUGCAUAUUCAUGUUGACAUAUAAGCUGGUGUUCUUGCGGCAAAAUAGCUCUGGUUAAUUUUAUUGGCUUGGGUAGAAGCUUAAUAAGGUCAGAACAAGGUGGCAAAAAAAAAAUUUAAAUGUUCUUUAUGAAAGGCAAUUUGCCAGUUUCUCAAAAAGUUUGCUAAUCAAUUUUGAAGAGAUCCUAAACCCUGGGAAGUGGCAUAUACCCUUCAUAACACAGACAUAAAAUUCUAAAAGCAGCAAGGAAAAAAAACGGGAAUAACUAGUAUCUGAUGACCAGACUCCUAGGUGUAUUUGAUUUUUAAAUUUCCUGAGCAUUGAAUUAAAUCUUGUAACAAAUUAUAUGUAGCUGAAUUUUAGUCUGUACUACACAGAUUUUUUUUUUUGCUGUGCUGAGCUGUACUUGCCCUACUGAAAUCAUUGGGACAUGAUGUCAGGGGUUCUUUUAAUGUGUGAAAUUCACCUGAAAUAUUUUGCUGCCUAGUAGUUUUUGUGAAGUGAUGUCAUUUGUUAAAUGGUGAAAUAGAAAAUACUUUCCAACCAGUCUGCCUUCUGAACAAACAUUUUUGUAGGCAUUUUUACAAGCAUAACAUCAUAUGGAGGAUUACAUAGGACUUAAUUUUCAAAUCACAGGUAGUGAUUGUGUCUAUGAUUUAUGUCUAUGGCUUUUUUUAAAUAGAUCUUUAAUUCUGUACCACCCAGCUAUAACACUUUUUGUACAAGUCAAAUUGCAUUAUCUUUUAUUUAAGUGCUAAACUGGACUGUAGUUCACCAGUUUGAGUUUGAAUGGAAUGAGUGUUGAAUGGUAAAGUCAAUAAAAGGUGCUUAUUGUUAAUGAA
This is a messenger RNA of Catharus ustulatus (Swainson's thrush), 4634 nucleotides long. RefSeq names its product synaptosome associated protein 29 (gene SNAP29). Gene Ontology annotation, cellular component: SNARE complex; plasma membrane. The record is from RefSeq and is a predicted model, not a curated record. Gene Ontology annotation, biological process: exocytosis; synaptic vesicle priming; synaptic vesicle fusion to presynaptic active zone membrane. Gene Ontology annotation, molecular function: SNAP receptor activity; syntaxin binding. Lineage: Eukaryota; Metazoa; Chordata; Aves; Passeriformes; Turdidae. The transcript has 5 exons. The coding region runs from base 114 to 869 and encodes 251 amino acids.